UAGGCCCUUGUCGAAAUCCCGUUGUCUGAUACUUUUUUUACAUAGCGCUUUUCCAUGAUCGGAAAUGCAUAAGUCAAAAAAAAAGGCAGUUGAAAUAAAUAAAUUACAUAGCCAUCGCCACGAUUGGAUUGUAACAUUUAAAAAACCUCUUAAAGAACAAACUUUUCUUCAACAGGCAAUAGAUUUUGCUGAAGAACAUGACUUGCAUUUAUUUGGUCAGGUUCUACAUCUGACCAACACUUUUUCAUAUCGACCUCGCCCUUAUUGUGUAAGUUUUCAAGGUAGUCCUUGUUAUCACAGCUUUAACAGCACUGGAUUUUUCGAAUAUGCCAUUUACAAACGCCUUAAAGAAGACAAUCGAACUAUAGAAAUCCAACAGGAAAAAAUAUUAAGCAGAAAAAAACGAUAUAUAGACUCUACUUUUACAAUUUCCGAUCCUUACUAUCCUCGUCAGUGGCACUUGCACAACCACCAUAACGAUACGAACGUUCAAGAGGCCUGGCGACAAGGUUUCUUUGGUGAUGGUGUUGUUGUGACUGUGAUUGACGACGGCUUGGAAUAUACCAAUAUUGACUUAAUUAGAUGUUAUGAUCCUCUUGCUAGCUUUGAUGUUGACGAUCAAGAUUAUGAUCCGUUUCCAAGAUACUCUUCUGAUAAUAUUAACAAGCAUGGCACAAGAUGUGCUGGAGAAAUCGCGGCUGCUCCUAAUUCGUUUUGCGGGGUGGGCUUAGCGUAUAAUGCCAAGUGCGGUGCCAUACGUUUGUUGGACGCUGCUAUUUCCGACUACAUGGAAGCGCAGGCUUUAUCAUAUCAAAAUAACCACACUCACAUAUAUACUUCGAGUUGGGGGCCCAGCGACGAUGGCGCAACUGUAGAUGGCAUGGGGUCUUUAACUUUCCAGGCCUUGGAAAACGCUGUUCUUACUGGUCGAAAUGGUUUAGGAAAUAUAUUUGUUUUUGCUUCUGGGAACGGAGGAAAACAAGAUGACUGUAAUUGCGAUGGUUACGUGAACAGUAUCUAUACUUUGGCGAUCGGCGCAGUGAGUCGAGAUAACAGCUCGCCUCAGUAUGCUGAGACGUGCUCUGCAAUAAUUGCAGCCACGUAUAGUUCGGGUACAAGUGGAGAUUCAUACAUCACAACGAGUGAUUUGCACAAUUCAUGUACUUUUACUCACGGAGGAACCUCUGCAGCAGCUCCGAUUGCCUCCGCCAUUUACGCUCUUGUUCUACAAGCAAAUAUGAAUCUCACGUGGAGAGAUAUCCUUCAUCUUACAGUAGCCACCGCGGAACCAAAAGUCGGGAGGGGUGUUUUUUAUUCGUUAAAUGGUAUCGGGCGAAAUGUCAGCCAUGAAACAGGGUUUGGCAUAUUGAAUGCUGGGCUCAUGGUCUCUGCUGCAAAACUUUGGGAAACCGUUCCUCCUAUGAAAACUUACGUAUCUCCGAUAGUCAAUCCUCCGCAACUUGUAGAAGGUUCUUCGUUAAAUUCCUCUAUUUUCAUUCCUAACUUGCCUGGAGUCGGUAUACAUAAAUUCGUAACCAUUUUAAUGGGGAAUUAUUUGGUCCCUUUAGAAGUCAACUUUCUUGAGUAUGUCCAAGUUAAUACUACUGUUACAUGCAGAAGGAGAAGUAGCAUAAAAAUAAAGCUUAUUUCUCCUAUGAAAACUGUGUCUAUUCUACUCAAGCGCCGGCCAAAGGACUAUUAUUCUUCAAAUUGUCUUAAUAAUUGGACGUUUUCUAGCGUACACUAUUGGGGCGAAAGGCCUACCGGUAAGUGGACUUUGCAGGUAGAAAAAGUUGAGGAGGAUUUGGUGUCCUUAAAAUCCUGGCAACUGAUUCUUCACGGGACAGAAUUUUGUUCAUCUCCUGCCUGCAGGCCCCCUGAAGUCUGUUACCCUCAUAUAACUAAAAGACCAGCAGUUAGUAAUUCAACUACUAUCCCGACCCCGAAAAUUAACCUCUUGGAAGUAGUAAUGCUCGGCUGCCUCGGCUUGGCGGCUGCAGUGUUUGGUUUGGUAUUCAUCGUCGGCUAUGUGAGGCGGAGAUACGCAAGCAAAUAUAGAAGCUUAACUUAUCCAGAUCUCCUCAAUAUUAAUGAAUUUGACGAAAGUUGCAUAUAGGAAUGCAAAGUUAAUU
Molecule: messenger RNA, 2132 nt
Organism: Zophobas morio
Lineage: Eukaryota; Metazoa; Arthropoda; Insecta; Coleoptera; Tenebrionidae
Product: furin-1-like
Exons: 13
Coding region: 65-2116 (683 amino acids)
Biological process (GO): protein processing
Cellular component (GO): trans-Golgi network; Golgi membrane
Molecular function (GO): serine-type endopeptidase activity
Source: RefSeq, a predicted model, not a curated record